UUGGAUCUGAUCACUCUUGAAAAGUCAACAAAAGAAACUAAACUAAUUGCAAUGGUAAUGUAAACAUUUAGCAGUAAUCAAAUUCCUAGUUGAUAAUCUAUCACAUACUCCAUAAUGACUUAGAAAGUCAACCACACAAGCAAACUACUGCCAAUUCCAUCUAUCAUCUCAAAACUAAACAAAAGAAACAAAUUUACAACACAAGUUUUUUCCUCUCUGCUGUAUAUGCAAUUUUGAAGUUUCAAAUUUCAACUAUGGGGAGAGCCUUACUCUCUACUUUCCUUCAUGACCUAUUACACAACCUUCUCCUCCUCACUUCCAAACCAUUCAUCAUAAAACCACCUAAAUAUCAGCGUAAACUCAUCGCUACACUUCGGAUGCUUGAUACUUUCAUCGAUGACACGGAAGAGAAGCAGUUUGCUACAAAAACCGGCCAAGUCCAAUUGGUAAAGGACUGGCUUAAAAAAUUACAAUAUGCUGUUUAUAGUUUAGAAGAGAUUAUAUGUCAGUGGCAGGUUACAACCACCACAACCACAUAUACCAAUUUGUUUGGAGUAUUCUCGAAAGUAAUCAAGCCAAACUCGGACUUAAAAAUUGAAAUCUGCGACAUCAUGAAUUUGUUAGUAGAUCUUGUUAAAAUGACUGAUGUUCUUGGCUUAACUCGACGUGUUACAUGGAAGGAAUCAUUACGCGGUAUGUUUUCGUGUUCUAUUGUUUUGGAUAACUAUUUCUAUGGAAACUAUCCAAAAGACUAUUUCUAUGGAAGAGAACAAGAAGAAAAAUCUAUGUUGGAAGUCUUGUUAUCAACAACUAGUGAACAGCAUGUCAAAGUGAUUAACAUAGAAGCCAAAGGUGGAGCUGGUAAAACUGCUUUUACUGAUGUAAUUUACUUCAAUCAUAAGGUGAGGGAGUGUUUUGAACUUAGAGCUUGGGUCAAUGUUCCUUACAAAGCUAAAGUUAGCUUUAUAGCUAAGAAGAUUCUUGAGGCAGUCACUGAGGAGUUUGUUCCGGGGAAUGAUUUACAUGAGCUGAGUAAGAAGUUGAAGGAAAGCUUUGAAGGGAAAAAAUUUCUGCUCGUGUUGGAUGAUAUCAGGAUUGAAGAUGAGGAUGCAACAAAGAAUUGGAACAUGCUUGUUGAUUCUUUAUUUGAAGCAGCAACAGGAGGGAGUGCCAUAAUCUUGACCUUGAAUCCUGAUGACGAUUCAUUGCUUGUGCCACAAGCUAAUCAUACCAUCCAUUUAGGUAUGCUAUCAUCAGAGAAUUCAUGGUCAAUUUUUUUGGUGCAUGCUUUUGGUCAAAUGGAUCUUAAUGAGUAUCCAGAACUAGUUGCAGUUGGAAAGGAAAUAGUCAACAGAUUGGGAAAUCUUCCCUUGGCAGCAAAAAUGAUAGGGAGCUUGUUGCAAGAUAAGGUACAUCUUAGUGAAUGGGUUGAUAUAUUGAGGAGCAAAUUAAUCGAUGAAGGUGAUGUGAAUCUACCAAUUCCUGCUUUUCUUGUGCUUUGUUACCUUGAUCUUCCCGCGGAGCUUAAACGUUGCUUUGCCUAUUUGUCAUUGUUUCCAAAGGGUUAUGAAUUCAAGCAGCAAGAGGUGGUUCUCUUGUGGAUGGCACAAGGCUUUCUGCAGAACUUAAACUCCAAAUCCAAUCACAAAAGCAUGGAAGACAUUGGUGAUGAGUAUUUUGGUUAUCUAAUGAUGAGGUCAUUCUUGCAACCUUUUGCUUCUGGUAUAAGUUUUACAAUGCAUAAUCUGGUUCAUGAUUUGGCUACCUAUGUGUUUGGAGAAUCAUAUAAUCAUCAUUUGUCGUAUUCUAGAACCACACACGAUUUCCCGGAAUCACUUUCGUAUAGAAAAGGAAAAUUGUUGAAAACCAUUUUGCCAGUAUGUUUGCCUCUUGAGCGAGCUCCUAGCCAUAUCCGCCCUUCGGUGUUGGAGGAUAUUACGUUGCAGUUGAAUCCUCAAUUCUUCCGAACCCUCUCUUUGUCUCACUAUGAUAUAACCAACUUGCCUAAUUCAGUUGGAAGAUUAAGUCAUCUUUGUUACCUCGACCUUUCUCACACUGCAUUGCAGACACUUCCAGAUUCCAUUUGCAAUCUCCUUAAUUUGCAGACACUUAGGUUGACAAACUGCAGUUCUCUCAAGAGUUUUCCUCCGAGAAUAUGCAAUUUGACAAACUUGCGUUGCCUUGAUGUCAGAGAUAGUGGUGUGCAAGAGAUGCCUUUGCAAAUGAACAAAAUGACAAGUCUUAGGACAUUGACUGAUUUCGUUGUAUCUGAAAAAGAGACAAGACUUGAAGGUUUAUCGAGUCUUUCCAAUCUCAAAACAUUGACCAUUUCGAAGCUAAAAAAUGUGGCGUUUGCUAUGGAUGCUUCAAAUGUCAAACUGAAAGAGAAAAAGAGCCUAGAUGAUCUUAUGCUUCAAUUUGGAAAUGUCGAAGAUGUCAAUGGAAAUGAAACGAAAGUGCUUGAGAAUCUAGAACCACAUAGAGGCUUAACAAGACUAACAGUUGAAUAUUACGGAGGUGUGAGAUUCCCAAAUUGGUUAGGUGAUCCAUCUUAUUGGUCAUUACAAUUAGUAGAUCUCCGGCAUUGUAAAAAUUGCGACUCAUUACCAACACUUGGUCAGCUUCCACUUCUUAAAGAUCUCUUUAUUGAGGGUUUCACUAAAGUUAGUACCAUAGGCCAUGAGUUUUACGGAACUAUGAGUGCUUCGCAUAAGCCAUUUCAGUCUUUAGAGACUUUGCAGUUUUGGGAUAUGUUGGAAUGGACAGAAUGGAAUAUAUUUGAAGGUGUUGAAUUCCCUUAUCUCAUUGAGCUUUAUAUUAUAAGGUGUCCCAAGCUAGAGAGAAAUUUACCGAAACAACUUCCUUCUUUACAGAAGUUGGAGAUUUCCGGAUGCCAUGACCUUGUUGCUCCACUUCCAAAAGUUUCGAAUACAUGUGAAGUGUUUGUUCAUGACAGUAAUGAAGCAUUGAUGAGAAAUGUUGCUAAAACUCACUCUCAAGCAUCAUUGCGCCGACAUGUUGUAAUUUCUGAAGAAGUACAGGAAAUCACCCCACAAUCUUAUUCUGGUUUUCCCAGCAAUAAGUACACUAUUGGCUCUUCUUUAGGUGAAAUCGAAGAAAUUGCUCAUGAGGAAAGGAUGGAAAUUGAAUUCCCGCGCAAUAGAUUACCUCCUAGCGUGCUCCGUCAUCAAGUUGAAACCGAUGAUAUUUCUAGAAUCAAAGAACAAACAGAUCCACAGUCUUCAUUGACUAAAGAUAAAAUUCCAAUGACCACACAAGCUGAUACAUCAAACACCACAACAGCUGAAGACCAUCGUCGAUCACAAGAUAUUGAUGAUGAGCGCUCAUCUUUUGAAAUAUUAAAAGUUACAACUGUAUCGCAGUUGAGGUUAUUGCCGCACAAUCUGCAUAGCCUAAAAAUUGAAGGAUGUGAAUUAUUAGAGGUCCUUCCAAGUGACUUGCUAGGUCGGUUACCUGUUCUUCGAGAGCUAUAUCUGGUCAGUUGUUCUUCUCUUAGAUCCUUCCCUUACCCUACUUCUUUGGAAACACUUUACAUCCGUAAGUGUAGAACAUUGGAACUUGUUCCAUCAUUAGAGAAGAUUGCCUUUCUCCAGCAUUUGUUCAUAGGGAAUAGUUGUGAUUCACUCACUACCUUGAACCUAAAUUUGUUCCCUAAACUCAAAAUUCUUUGUAUAUGGGAUUGUCACAAUCUUUUAUCAUUAGGUGAAUUUAGUUGUGAUCUAGCAUCACUCGAGUCCAUAGAAAUUAGAGAUUGUACAGGAUUGCGAUCUUUUCCAGAUGAAGGACUACAUACACCAAAUCUAGCAUCCAUGUUCCUUUCCAAUAGCAACAAUCUUACCAAAUUGCCUAAUUCUAUGAACUCUCUCACAUCUCUAAAGUCAUUAUAUAUACAUAGAUGUCCACUCAUUGAAUCAUUUCCACUUGGCGGCUUGCCUUCAAGUUUAACUCUACUCUCCAUUUCUCAUUGCGACAAACUUACACCACGAAAGAAUUGGGGAUUGGAAAAUCUAGAAUCUCUCACUCAUUUUGAGAUUGAAGGUGGAUGCAUAGGCAUGGAAACCUUUCCAGCCGAGAAAAUACUUCCUCGAAAUAUCAUUUCUCUGCGCAUCAGCAAAUUAAAGUGUCUGCGGAAACUUGACUACAAUGGCUUUCAACACCUGAAUGCACUUCAUACACUCGAAAUUAAUAGUUGUGAGAUACUACGGUCCUUGCCGGAACAAGGGUUUCCUUCCUCCUUAGAGCAAUUCAGUAUCCAAGAAUGUCCAAUGUUGACUCCAAGGCUUAAACCCAAAAUAGGAAAGGAAUGGCACAAGGUGGCUUGUAUCCUGCACAUACAAAUUGAUGGCCAAGUACUAUCUUGAGCUGAUCUGUGCCUAAGCUAGGCAUUCUGGUUGGUGGAUUAAAUAAUCAGUACAUGUGUAAUUUGGUUCUAACCAUUUGUUAUAGUGAGCAACUCUUAGUAUAAAAUGAGUUUCUGAUUAAGCUUCCUUCAGAAUCUAUUUUUUUAUUUUUUGGUCGUCAUUUUAGUAAAGAGAAAGAAAAAAAUAUGGUCUUGUUCUUCAUAUCAUAUAUUCAUAUUUUGUUCACCUAGAUUGUGCAUAAUGGUAAACAACAUUUUCAUCAUUUGAUUUACAUUGUUAUAUUAGAGAGCAUUGUACAUAAUAUUAUCACAUGUUAUACAAUUGAUUAAAAUUUCUUUGUUCUCUGUGAUUUAAUUUGGUUUUUAUGUUAGGUACUGUCUCACAAAAAGUAGGGGUGGCGAAGCGGGCAAGCCCGCCCUAUUUAGGCUAGUCUUGUUUAAACCCGUCUAAAAGUAGGACGAGACAAGACGGGCCAACUUAGGUGGCUGAGUCUAAAAUCACAUCCGUCCCGUUUAUUGGCGGACAAGUGAGUUGGCGGGCUGAUCCGUCAAACAAAAAGUUUUUUUUUUUAUUUUGACAAUUGUGUCGUUAAAAAAAAACUUCUUAAAAUGCAUAUGUGUAUCUGUAUCAUAGCUUGCUGGUGGCUGAAGACUCGUAAAAAAGAUUUUAAUUUUGAUUUGAAUAUGUGGUGGUUGAACUCUUUGGCUUGUUUAGGGUUGUGCCUCGGUUAAGAUGGUGAUUACAUGUCUUUAUUUUUAUAUGUUAAACUUUUGUUUUUGUUUUUAUUUGAUAAACUUCUUGUAUUUAUUUUGGUUAGGUACACCUUGUGUUUAACUUGUUUUUA
Molecule: messenger RNA, 5226 nt
Organism: Trifolium pratense (red clover)
Lineage: Eukaryota; Viridiplantae; Streptophyta; Magnoliopsida; Fabales; Fabaceae
Product: putative disease resistance protein At3g14460
Exons: 2
Coding region: 255-4382 (1375 amino acids)
Molecular function (GO): ADP binding
Source: RefSeq, a predicted model, not a curated record